UCUUGCUUUUACUAAGUUUUCUCUGGGUUCCAGACUACCUUUUCCUUCCUCUUUUCGUUCCCCAAUUCCUAUUCUCCCUUUUAGUCUCCUUCACGCCCUUAUUUUAAUAUUUUAUUUGAGACUCUCCUGAACCCCACUCUCACCUCUCCCGCCCUCUUCUCAGCCACAGGCCCCGCACCCCAAGCACUGUUGGCAGGGAGAAAGGGCCACCUAGCACCCCGUGGAAGGGGCGUCGAAUAGCUUUUUCCCCAUUGGCCGAGGCAGGGGGCCCAAAGCAGGCCGAAAUCUCUUCCCCGCCUACAUUCGUUUUUCUACUAGGCGGCGCGAAGCCGCAGGGUGUGCGCUCGGGAAGGCCUGCGUGCGAGUUCAGCAGAGAAUAUUUUCCAGCGGGGUGAGUUAAAAUGACCUAUCGUAUUUUACUGAGAACAGUUCGUAGGAAGACGGUCAGUAUGCUCCGAUCUUUCCCUUCCUCUACUUUUAGGUUCACCCCUCCGCUGCCUCGGAAGCUCUUCUAAGUAGGUGGGCAAAGGUGGGGGGCGGGGGGACCGGGUCAUGAAUAAUUCAUGAGGGCCGCCCCGUUCCUUAUUCACGCCCCCUUCGAAUCGUGCUGACGCACGUUGCGUGUACCAAACCUGAGGAAGCGACGUAACAGUCCCCGCCCCUAGGACGGAGGGCGGGGUGUCAUCUCCAGCACGUGCUGCAUCUACCCGCGCAAGCCCAAAAGGGUGUGCGCAGGCGCUGCCCGCUAGGGGGAGGAAGGAGGCGGGGUAGGGAGGUUGUUGGCUUUAGAGCCGGGCGGAGACCGCUGAGACUCAUUCCUCAGGAACAAGGGUCGGGUGUCAAGGAGACCUUUUCACACCAGCUCCCCGUCCCCCGCCUACGGUGGGUGGGAUCGCGCGCCAGAGACAAAGGAUAUCAGUAGGGACGGACAUAGCUGCGAAGGGAAGUAGGGUGUCAAUUUGGGGUGGUGGGCUUUUUGGGGGGUCGUGGGGGCUAUAUUUAAACUCCCGGAGCCGUUAAGUUGGUUCGUACUCCGAUGCGCGCGCAACCAGGGUGGUGGCGGAGUGCGCAUGCGUGAUUCCGGGGCGAGAGGAACGCGCUCCAGCGGUGCGCGCUCGCGGGAAGCGGUAGUGGUAGAGGAGAAAGGGGUCGGCGCACGCGCGGUCGAUUCCUCGAGUUCGGGUCUCGCGGGCAUCUUGUUUUGGUCUCGCGGGCUAGUGGGGCGCGCUUUGGGGGAGGCGCUUGGGCGCGAGACUAGGCGAGAAGAGCAGAGCUGCGCGCGCACUCGGGAAAGGGGGGAGGGGAGCGGGGUCUAGGAAGGGGGGUUAAGCCCCCUAGCCCCCCUCGUUGCCCUCGACUGGGACGGAAUAAGGGGAGGAAAUGAUCGAGAUGGCGGCGGAGAAGGAGCCGUUUCUGGUGCCGGCCCCGCCGCCGCCGCUCAAAGAGGAGUCGGGCGGAGGGGGCGGCCCCACGGUGCAGCCGCACCGAGAGGCCGCCUCCGGGGAGCUCCGCGGCGGGACGCAGCGUGGGCCGGGGCCGCGCGCGCACUCGGAGGGGGCCCUGGCUUCUGGGGCCGGCAAGGAGAGCCCCAGGGCUCCAUCCACCCCUCGGGGCGGCCAGGCGCAGCAGCAACGAGGGGGCGGCCCCCAGGCGCCGCCGCACGGGGAGGCCCGCUUGUCUGAUCCCCACGGGCGAGCUGCUCCCCCGGACGUGGGGGAGGAGCGACGGGGAGGGGGCGGAACAGAACUGGGCCCCCCUGCCCCUCCUCGACCCCGAAAUGGCUAUCAGCCCCACCGGCCCCCUGGGGGAGGUGGGGGCAAGAGAAGAAAUAGCUGUAAUGUAGGAGGAGGUGGGGGAGGCUUCAAACAUCCGGCCUUCAAGAGGCGCAGGCGGGUUAAUUCGGACUGUGACUCUGUGUUACCCUCCAACUUCCUCCUGGGGGGCAAUAUUUUUGAUCCACUGAACCUUAAUAGUCUCCUGGAUGAGGAAGUGAGCCGCGUACUCAAUGCGGAGACCCCCAAGUCAUCCCCACUUCCGGCCAAGGGGAGAGAUCCGGUGGAGAUCCUCAUCCCCAAAGAUAUUACUGAUCCGCUCAGUCUCAACACUUGCACUGAUGAGGCCCAAGUAGUUCUUGCUUCGCCACUCAAGACUGGUCGGAAGCGGCAUAGACACCGGGGACAGCACCACCAGCAGCAGCAGGCAACUGGCGGGAAUGAUAGCCACUCUGUGCUGCCCACAGCCCCCCUCGCGCCCUCACUCCAUGGGGAGGGCACCACACAGCAGCAGCGGCAUAGAGGCCAGAACCGGGAUGCCCCCCAGCCCUAUGAACUCAACACAGCCAUCAACUGCAGGGAUGAGGUCGUCUCCCCCCUUCCAUCUGCCCUCCAGGGUCCCUCAGGCUCCCUUUCAGCCCCUCCAGCUGCCUCAGUUACCUCUGCACCCUCGUCUUCCUCCUCACGACAUCGCAAACGUCGCAGGACUUCCAGCAAGUCGGAGGCAGGGGCUAGGGGUGCAGGCCAGGGUCCCAAGGAAAAGGGCCGAGGGAGUGGGGGAGGCCGCCACCACCUCCACCCACUACCUGCAGCAGGCUUCAAAAAGCAACAGCGCAAGUUCCAGUAUGGGAAUUACAGCAAGUACUAUGGGUACCGCAAUCCUUCCUGUGAGGAUGGGCGCCUUCGGGUGUUGAAGCCCGAGUGGUUUCGAGGUCGGGACGUCUUAGAUCUGGGCUGCAAUGUGGGUCAUCUGGCCCUGAGCAUUGCCUGUAAGUGGGGCCCAUCCCGCAUGGUGGGCCUGGAUAUUGAUGCCCGGCUCAUCCACUCUGCCCGCCAAAACAUCAGACACUACCUGUCCGAGGAGCUGCGUCUGCCACCCCAGACUUCUGAGGGGGACCCAGGGGCAGAAAGUGAGGAAGGGACCACAACCGUCCGAAAGAGAAGCUGCUUCCCAGCCUCACUGACAGCCAGCCGGGGUCCCAUUGCUGCACCCCAAGUGCCCUUGGAUGGAGCAGACACAUCAGUCUUCCCCAACAAUGUUGUCUUCGUCACGGGUAACUAUGUGCUGGAUCGAGAUGAGCUGGUGGAUGCCCAAAACCCCGAGUAUGAUGUGGUGCUCUGCCUCAGCCUCACCAAGUGGGUGCAUCUGAACUGGGGAGACGAGGGGCUGAAGCGCAUGUUCCGCCGGAUCUACCGGCACCUCCGCCCUGGGGGCAUCCUGGUCCUGGAGCCCCAACCUUGGUCAUCCUAUGGCAGGAGAAAGACUCUCACGGAAACAAUCUACAAGAACUACUAUCGAAUCCAGCUGAAGCCAGAGCAGUUCACUUCCUACCUGACAUCCCCAGAGGUGGGCUUCUCCAGCUAUGAGCUUGUGGCCACACCCCACAACACCUCCAAAGGCUUCCAGCGUCCUGUGUACCUGUUCCACAAGGCCCGUUCCCCCAGCCACUAAGUGGCCCCCUGAACAGAAAGUGUGAAGAAGCUGCCCGCUGCUCCUAAGGACCUGGGGGAAGAGGAGAGUGUCCCAAGGUCUUUCCUUUCUGGCUCCAAAAAUAGUUUCCUUUCUUGGGUCUGCAGAGAAAGCUUUUCCUAUGUUGCUGCCCCAGCCUUCUCCCUACACCUCUGGCACCUAAGCAGCAAGCUGAGCUGCGCUGGACUUAACCGUCAUCUUCCUCUCCCCCAGCUCACUGGGCUGGAUGGCAUGGACUGUUUGCUGACCUCUGUUCUCCUAAGGCAUGGGAGGUGGGGGUAUCAAGUUCUCUGGCCUCUUCCUCCUGUUCUCCCAAGGAGGGGUUCCCAUUUGUCCUUGGGCCUUGUCCCUAGCUGCGUCUCAGUGGACCACGGAUAGAUGGACUGAGGGUUAAGAGGGGUAAGCUUGGCAGGGAGGCACGCAGGUACUGUGAAAAUCCUUCACUCUGCUGUCCGCCUUUGGGAGAGGGGGUUGGGUUUGGAAUGUGAGAACAGCACAGUAAACUUGGUGUUUAGGGCAGUGGCCCCA
Equus quagga is the source of this 3990-nucleotide messenger RNA. RefSeq names its product methylphosphate capping enzyme (gene MEPCE). The transcript has 5 exons. Gene Ontology annotation, molecular function: snRNA binding; O-methyltransferase activity; RNA methyltransferase activity. NCBI's taxonomy places the organism in Eukaryota, Metazoa, Chordata, Mammalia, Perissodactyla, Equidae. Bases 1381 to 3444 code for a protein of 687 amino acids. The record is from RefSeq and is a predicted model, not a curated record. Gene Ontology annotation, biological process: snRNA modification.